GGGACCGCUCUCCUCCAUCCGCAGGAUGGGUGUCAGCUGGAGGAGGCUGGCCCCACUCUGGGCCCUGGUCCUCACCCUGGCCUGUGCCCGGGGCACAGGCCGGGCCCAGGACAGCUCUGCGGAACAUGGCAAGUCCCAAGUCCUCCUUCCCGGCCCCCAGGUGCCUGGUGGCCACUCGCUCCACUUCCUCCCCCCGUUGCGGAUGGCCCCCGUGGUUCGAGCCCUGAACCCAGCGCACAACGGGCGAGUGUGCAGCACGUGGGGCAACUUCCACUACAAGACCUUCGACGGGGACAUCUUCCACUUCCCGGGUCUGUGCAACUACGUCCUCUCUGCACACUGUGGGGCUGCCUAUGAGGACUUCAACAUCCAGCUCCGCCGCGGCCUCGAGUCCAACGCCACCACAGUCAUCAGAGUCACCAUGAAGCUCGACGGCAUGGUCAUCCAGCUGACCAAGAAUGCCGUCCUGGCCAACGGGCAGCUAAUUCAGCUGCCCUUCAGCCAGUCCGGGGUCCUCAUCGAGCACAGCAGCAACUCCCUGAAGGUGGUGGCCAGGCUGGGCCUGGUCUUCAUGUGGAGCCAGGACGACAGCCUCCUGCUGGAGCUGGACGCCAAGUACGCCAACCAGACCUGUGGGCUGUGUGGAGACUUCAAUAGCGAGCCCGUGUUCAACGAGUUCCUCUCCCAUGGUGUCAAGCUCACCCCAAUCCAGUUUGGGAAUCUGCAGAAGAUGGACGGCCCCACAGAGCAGUGUCAGGACCCUGUCCCUGUGCCCAUGAUGGACUGCUCACCUGGCUCUAGCAUCUGUGAGGAGAUCCUGAGCAGCAGGCUGUUCUCGGGCUGCAGCGCCCUGGUGGACGCCAGCAGCUAUGUGCAGGCCUGCCGGCACGACCUCUGUGCCUGCGAGCACGCCAACCCAAGCAGCUGCAUCUGCCACACACUCGCCGAGUACUCCCGCCAGUGCGCCCACGCUGGGGGGCUGCCCCUGGACUGGAGGGGCCCCGACCUCUGCCCCCAGACCUGCCCCCUCAACAUGCAGUAUCGGGAGUGUGGCUCGCCCUGCGCCGACACCUGCUCCAACCCAGAGCACUCCCAGCUCUGCGAGGACCACUGCAUGGCUGGCUGCUUCUGCCCCGAGGGGAUGGUGCUCGAUGACAUUGGCCAGACCGGCUGCAUUCCUGCCUCCCAGUGUGCCUGUGUGUACAACGGGGCCACGUACGCUCCGGGGGCCGUCUAUUCCACAGACUGCACCAACUGCACCUGCUUGAGAGGCCAGUGGAGCUGCCAAGAGGUGCCGUGCCCAGGCACCUGCUCAGUGCUGGGGGGCGCCCACUUCUCCACGUUUGACGAGAGGCGGUACACAGUGCACGGGGACUGCAGCUACGUGUUGGUCAAGCCCUGUAACAGCAGCACCUUCACUGUGCUGGCGGAGCUGCGCAAGUGUGGCCUGACAGACACUGAGACUUGUCUGAGGAGCUUGACGCUGAGCCUGGGCGGGGGACACACGGUCAUCACAGUCAAGGCCAGCGGGGAGGUGUUUGUGAACCAGAUCUACACCCAGAUGCCCAUCUCAGCAGGCAACGUCACACUCUUCAGACCCUCCACCUUCUUCAUCAUCGCCCAGACCAACCUGGGCCUGCAGCUGGACAUCCAGCUGGUGCCCAUCAUGCAGGUGUUCGUGAGGCUGGGGCCCGAGCUCCGCGGGCUGACCUGCGGCCUGUGCGGGAACUUCAACCAGAACCAGGCUGACGACUUCCGUGCCCUCAGCGGCGUGGUGGAGGGCACGGCCGCCGCCUUCGCCAACACCUGGAAGACCCAGGCCACCUGCCCCAACGUCAAGAACAGCUUCGAGGACCCCUGCUCCCUCAGCGUGGAGAAUGAGAAGUAUGCUCAGCACUGGUGCUCCCGGCUGACGGACCCCCACGGCCCCUUCGCCCAGUGCCACACUGCCGUGAACCCUGGCACCUACUAUUCGAACUGUAUGUUCGACACGUGUAACUGUGAGAAGAGCGAGGACUGCCUGUGUGCGGCCCUGUCCUCCUACGUGCACGCCUGCGCUGCCAACGGGGUGCUGCUCAGCGGCUGGAGGGACAGCGUGUGCACAAAGCCCAUGGCCACCUGCCCUAAGUCGCUGACCUACCAGUACCACAUCGACACCUGCCAGCCCACCUGCCGGUCCCGGAGUCACGAGGACAUCACCUGUGGCAUCAACUUUGUCCCUGUGGACGGCUGCACCUGCCCCACUGGCACCUUCAUGGAUGACACGGGCAAGUGUGUGCCGCCAACCAGCUGUCCCUGCUACCACGGAGGCUCCAUGGUCCCCAACGGGGAGUCGCUCCACGAGCGUGGGGCCAUCUGCACCUGCACGCAAGGCAUGCUGACCUGCAUCGGAGGCCAAGUUCCCACCCCAGUCUGCACCCCACCCAUGGUCUACCUCGACUGUCUCAAUGCCACGCCGGGGGCCACUGGGGCCGGCUGUCAGAAGAGCUGCUUCACCCUGGACAUGGACUGUUACAGCUCCCAGUGCGAACCUGGCUGCGUGUGUCCCGACGGGCUGGUGUCCGACGGUAAAGGUGGCUGCGUCGCUGUGACAGACUGUCCCUGCGUGCACAACGAGGCCAGCUACCUGCCCGGCCAGACCAUCUGGGUGGGCUGCAACACCUGCACCUGUAAGAACAGGAUGUGGAAGUGUACGGACGAGCCCUGCCUGGCCACCUGCGCGGUGUACGGGGACGGCCACUACCUCACCUUUGACGGGAGGCGCUACAGCUUCAGUGGGGACUGCGCGUACACGCUAGUUCAGGACCACUGCGGCGGGAACAGCACCGCCAAUGCCACCUUCCGCGUGGUCACUGAGAACGUCCCCUGCGGGACCACGGGCGUCACCUGCUCCAAGGCCAUCAAGCUGUUCCUGGGGAGCUACGAGCUGAGGCUGAGUGGUGGCAGUGUGGAGGUGAUCGAGAAGGGUGCAGGGCAGGCGGCUCCCUACUCCAUCCGUCAGAUGGGCAUCUACCUGGUGGUGGACACUGAGGUUGGCCUGGUGUUGCUGUGGGACAGGAAGACCAGUAUCUUCCUCAAACUCAGCCCUGAGUUCAAGGGCCGGGUCUGCGGGCUGUGCGGGAACUUUGACGACAAUGCUGUCAAUGACUUCACCACGCGGAGCCAGUCCGUGGUGGGCAGCACCCUGGAGUUUGGCAACAGCUGGAAGUUCUCCCCGUCCUGCCCCGAUGCCCCGGCCCCCAGGGACCCCUGCACCGCCAACCCCUACCGCAAGUCCUGGUCCCAGAAACAGUGCAGCAUCAUCAACAGCGCCACGUUCGCUGCCUGCCAUGCCCACGUGGAGCCCGCCAAGUACUACGAGGCCUGUGUGGGCGAUGCGUGUGCCUGUGACUCAGGGGGCGACUGUGAAUGUUUCUGCACGGCCGUGGCCGCCUACGCCCAGGCCUGCCAUGAUGUGGGCGUGUGCGUGUCCUGGAGGACCCCGGACAUCUGCCCCUUGUUCUGCGACUACUACAACCCUGAGGGCCAGUGUGAGUGGCACUACCAGCCGUGCGGGGUGCCCUGCAUGAGGACCUGCCGGAACCCCAGCGGCCGGUGUCUACACGACCUGCAUGGCCUGGAAGGCUGCUACCCCAAGUGCCCGCCGGAGGCCCCCAUCUUCGAUGAGGACCAGAUGCAGUGUGUGGCCACAUGCCCAACCCCACCCCCGCCGCUGCCCUGCCGUGUCCAGGGCAAGUCCUACUGGCCAGGCUCAGCUGUGCCUUCUGAGGAGAACUGCCAGUCCUGUGUUUGCACUGAGAGCGGCGUGCAGUGUGUCUACGAUGCUGAGGCCUGUGUCUGCACCUACGACGGGUCGCACUUCCAUCUGGGGGAUGUCAUCUACCACACCACUGACGGCACAGGCGGGUGCAUCUCCGCCCGCUGCUCAGUGAACGGCACCAUCGAGAGGAAGGUGUACACCUGCAGCUCCACGACCCCCGCACCGCCCACCACCUUCUCCUUCUCCACGCCUUCACUCGGUGUGAGCUCAAUACAUCCGCCCCGCACAUGCCACAGAUCUACCAAGAGCACAGUGCACACAAAUACUCCAAGCAGUGCCCUGUCCUCCACUCUGGUCACAGCCUCUAGUCCAAUGUCUCACAAAACCUCCGUCCAGCCCCAUGUGACCUGUGGAGAGGAGUGCCUGUGGUCACCGUGGCUGGAUGUCAGCCAUCCCGGACGGGGCAUUGACAGUGGUGACUUCGACACACUGGAGAACCUCCGUGCCCACGGGUACCACGUUUGCUCAGUGCCAAAGGAGGUGGAGUGCCAAGCUGAGGGUGCCCCAGAGGUGCCGCUCCAAGUCCUGGGGCAGCAUGUGGAGUGUAGCCCGACCGUGGGGCUGGUGUGUUACAACCGCAACCAGACAUCCGGGCUCUGCUACAACUACCAGAUCAGGAUUCUGUGCUGCUUCCCUGGGACCUGCUCCACCUCCAGCACUCCACCUCCACCACCAGCUUCCACUCCUACACCUUCCAGGAUUACAGAAAUGGUGCCCACAUCGGGGGUUAUCAGGGUUACACCUGUGCCAACACACAACAAACCUUCCCCAGCCACUGUCACCGCAACUGGCACAACCACUCUCUCUACAACUAGCAAAACACAUGCUCCAGGUACCACUACACCUACUCCAGGUACCACUACCCUUGCCCCGAGUACUCCUACACCCCUGCUGGUUACCUCUACGAUUAUCCCAAGUACUUUUACCCUUGCCCUGAGUACUCCUUUAUCUGUCCCAGUGACCACUGUGACCAUCCCAGGUACUCCUACACAUGUCCCAGGUACCACCACCACCACAACAGGUACUCCUACACCUACCCAAAGUGCAACUACAACCACCCUAGGUUCUCCUACAACUGUGAAAAACACUACCUUCACUCUGAGGUCAACGCCAGCUUCAACAACCCCUGCGCCUUGUUUACAAAACUUGUGCAGCUGGACCCACUGGCUUGACGGUAGCUAUCCCGAGCCUGGUAUAAACGGUGGGGAUUUUGACACUUUUCCUAAUUUGAGAGCCACAGGAUAUAAAUUCUGUGAAAAACCCAGCAAUGUGGAAUGCAGGGCGGCAUUCUUCCCAAACAUCCCACUGGAUGAGCUGGGGCAGGAUGUGAUUUGUGACAAGAGUGUGGGGCUGAUGUGCCUGAAUAAGAAUCAGUUUCCUCCAAUCUGCUAUAACUAUGAAAUCCGCAUCCAGUGCUGUGAGUUGGUGGAUGUGUGCACAAGCACAACAUCUCCUGUGACAGCUGAGAAUACACACACCACCCCAAGGACAACCCAGACUCAUACGCAGCUUACCUCAACUACUGGAAUUCCUUUGUCUCCCACACAACACAGUGAGGUCAGCUCAACGCAAGUGCACUCUUCAACCAGCAAUGUGCUCAGCACAAAUUUGGUCUCUGUACCCACAACUAUCAACUGCCAGCCACGAUGCACGUGGACCAAGUGGUUUGAUGUGGACUUCCCAUCCCCGGGGCCCCAUGGAGGAGACGUGGAAAGCUUCAGCAACAUCAUGAGAAGGGGAGAGAAAAUCUGCCGCCGGCCAGAAUACAUCACACAGCUGGAGUGCCGAGCUGAGAGCCACCCUGAGGUCAGCAUCGACAAGCUGGGCCAGGUGGUGCAGUGCAACCUCACCAAGGGGCUGGUGUGCCGGAACCAGGACCAGAAGGGCAAUGUCGGGAUGUGUCUUAACUAUGAGGUCCGUGUGCUGUGCUGUGAGACCCCAGAGGGGUGUCCUCACACCAAAACUGUCACAGUGUCUCACACCCCAAGUGUGAGCACCAGUAGUCUAAAAGAGACCACCACUCACCUGGUGACAUCCCACUCAACAUCUGUGCCAACAGCCAGCCCAAAAAGUGUGUCAACAACAACCUCAACCUCUAUGCCAACAACAGGCCGAACAUCUGGGCCAGAAACCAGCUCAACCUCCGUGCCAACAACUGCCCCAACCUCUGUGCCAACAACGAGCUCAACUUCUGUGCCUCCAUCCAGUCCAACGUCUGUGCCAAAAACCAGCUCAACCUCUGGGCCAACAACAGGCCCAACAACAGUUCCAACAACCAGUUCAACUACUGUGCCAACGACUGGCCCAACCUCUGUGCCAACAACCAGCUCAACUUCUGUGCCAACAACUGGCCCAACAACAGUUCCAACAACCAGUUCAACUACUGUGCCAACAACUGGCCCAACCUCUGUGCCAACAACGAGCUCAACUUCUGUGCCUCCAUCCAGCCCAACAUCGGUGCCAGAACCCAGCUCAACCUCUGGACCAACAACAGGCUCCACAACAGUUCCAACAACUGCCACAACCUCUGUGCCAACAACUGCCCCAACCUCUGUGCCAACAACGAGCUCAACUUCUGUGCCUCCAUCCAGCCCCACGUCUGUGCCAGAAAGCAGCUCAACCUUUGGGCCAACAACUGGCCCAACAACAGUUCCAACAACCAGUUCAACUACUGUGCCAACAACUGGCCCAACCUCUGUGCCAACAACGAGCUCAACUUCUGUGCCUCCAUCCAGCCCAACAUCGGUGCCAGAACCCAGCUCAACCUCUGGACCAACAACAGGCUCCACAACAGUUCCAACAACUGCCACAACCUCUGUGCCAACAACUGCCCCAACCUCUGUGCCAACAACGAGCUCAACUUCUGUGCCUACAUCCAGCCCAACAACUGUGCCAACAACGAGCUCAACUUCUGUGCCUCCAUCCAGCCCAACAUCUGUGCCAAAAACCAGCUCAACCUCUGGGCCAACAACAGGCCCAACAACAGUUCCAACAACCAGCUCAACUUCUGUGCCAACAACUGGCCCAACAACAGUUCCGACAACCAGUUCAACUACUGUGCCAACGACUGGCCCAACCUCUGUGCCAACAAAGAGCUCAACUUCUGUGCCUCCAUCCAGCCCAACGUUUGUGCCAGAAAGCAGCUCAACCUCUGGGCCAACAACCGGCCCAACCACAGUUCCAACAACCAGUUCAACUACUGUGCCAACAACUGGCCCAAACUCUGUGCCAACAACGAGCUCAACUUCUGUGCCUCCAUCCAGCCCAACAUCGGUGCCAGAACCCAGCUCAACCUCUGUGUCUACCACAGCCCCAAGAUCUGUGCCAGCAACCAGCUCAACCCCUAUGUCAACAACCCGCCCAAUACCUGUGCCAACAACUAGGUCAACCUCUGUGCCUACAACCAGCCCCACAUCUGUGUCCACAGUCAGCACCACCUCUGUGCCAAGAAGCAGCUCAAUUUCUGUGCCAAUAACCAGCCCAACCUCUGUGCCAACAACCAGCCCAAUCUCUGUGCCAAAAACCACCAAAACCACUGUGCCAAAAACCAGCCCAACAUCUAUGCCAACAACUAGCUCAACAUCUGUGCCAGCCACCAGUCCAACAUCUGCACCAAAAACCAGCUCAGCCUCUGUGCCAACAACCAGUGCGACCACUGUGCCAACAACCAGCCUCACAUCUCUACCAGCAAGCAGUCCAACGUCUCUGCCAAAAACUACCACAAUGUCUGCUCCUACAACCAGCACAAUCCCUGUUCUCACAUCUGAGACAACUCACUCCCCAUAUGUGACUGUCACUUGCCAGCCACAAUGCACGUGGACCAAGUGGUUUGAUGUGGACUUCCCAUCCCCAGGGCCCCAUGGAGGAGAUGCGGAAACCUUCUGCAACAUCAAGAAAAGAGGAGAGAAAAUCUGCCGCCGGCCUGAAUACAUUGCACAGCUGGAGUGCCGGGCUGAGAGCCACCCUGAGGUCAGCAUCGACAAGCUGGGCCAGGUGGUGCAGUGCAACGUCACCAAGGGGCUGGUGUGCCGGAACCGGGACCAGAAGGGCAAUGUCGGGAUGUGUCUCAACUACGAGGUCCGUGUACUGUGCUGUGAGACCCCAGAGGGGUGUCCUCACACCAAAACUGUCACAGUGUCUCACACCCCAAGUGUGAGCACCAGUAGUCUAAAAGAGACCACCACUCACCUGGUGACAUCCCACUCAACAUCUGUGCCAACAGCCAGCCCAAAAAGUGUGUCAACAACAACCUCAACCUCUAUGCCAACAACAGGCCGAACAUCUGGGCCAGAAACCAGCUCAACCUCCGUGCCAACAACUGCCCCAACCUCUGUGCCAACAACGAGCUCAACUUCUGUGCCUCCAUCCAGCCCAACGUCUGUGCCAAAAACCAGCUCAACCUCUGGGCCAACAACAGGCCCAACAACAGUUCCAACAACCAGUUCAACUACUGUGCCAACGACUGGCCCAACCUCUGUGCCAACAACCAGCUCAACUUCUGUGCCAACAACUGGCCCAACAACAGUUCCAACAACCAGUUCAACUACUGUGCCAACAACUGGCCCAACCUCUGUGCCAACAACGAGCUCAACUUCUGUGCCUCCAUCCAGCCCAACAUCGGUGCCAGAACCCAGCUCAACCUCUGGACCAACAACAGGCUCCACAACAGUUCCAACAACUACCACAACCUCUGUGCCAACAACUGCCCCAACCUCUGUGCCAACAACGAGCUCAACUUCUGUGCCUACAUCCAGCCCAACAACUGUGCCAACAAUGAGCUCAACUUCUGUGCCUCCAUCCAGCCCAACAUCUGUGCCAAAAACCAGCUCAACCUCUGGGCCAACAACAGGCCCAACAACAGUUCCAACAACCAGCUCAACUUCUGUGCCAACAACUGGCCCAACAACAGUUCCGACAACCAGUUCAACUACUGUGCCAACGACUGGCCCAACCUCUGUGCCAACAACGAGCUCAACUUCUGUGCCUCCAUCCAGCCCCACGUCUGUGCCAGAAAGCAGCUCAACCUCUGGGCCAACAACUGGCCCAACAACAGUUCCAACAACCAGUUCAACUACUGUGCCAACAACUGGCCCAAACUCUGUGCCAACAACGAGCUCAACUUCUGUGCCUCCAUCCAGCCCAACAUCGGUGCCAGAACCCAGCUCAACCUCUGGACCAACAACAGGCUCCACAACAGUUCCAACAACUGCCACAACCUCUGUGCCAACAACUGCCCCAACCUCUGUGCCAACAACGAGCUCAACUUCUGUGCCUACAUCCAGCCCAACAACUGUGCCAACAACGAGCUCAACUUCUGUGCCUCCAUCCAGCCCAACAUCUGUGCCAAAAACCAGCUCAACCUCUGGGCCAACAACAGGCCCAACAACAGUUCCAACAACCAGCUCAACUUCUGUGCCAACAACUGGCCCAACAACAGUUCCGACAACCAGUUCAACUACUGUGCCAACGACUGGCCCAACCUCUGUGCCAACAAAGAGCUCAACUUCUGUGCCUCCAUCCAGCCCAACGUUUGUGCCAGAAAGCAGCUCAACCUCUGGGCCAACAACCGGCCCAACCACAGUUCCAACAACCAGUUCAACUACUGUGCCAACAACUGGCCCAAACUCUGUGCCAACAACGAGCUCAACUUCUGUGCCUCCAUCCAGCCCAACAUCGGUGCCAGAACCCAGCUCAACCUCUGUGUCUACCACAGCCCCAAGAUCUGUGCCAGCAACCAGCUCAACCCCUAUGUCAACAACCCGCCCAAUACCUGUGCCAACAACUAGGUCAACCUCUGUGCCUACAACCAGCCCCACAUCUGUGUCCACAGUCAGCACCACCUCUGUGCCAAGAAGCAGCUCAAUUUCUGUGCCAAUAACCAGCCCAACCUCUGUGCCAACAACCAGCCCAAUCUCUGUGCCAAAAACCACCAAAACCACUGUGCCAAAAACCAGCCCAACAUCUAUGCCAACAACUAGCUCAACAUCUGUGCCAGCCACCAGUCCAACAUCUGCACCAAAAACCAGCUCAGCCUCUGUGCCAACAACCAGUGCGACCACUGUGCCAACAACCAGCCUCACAUCUCUACCAGCAAGCAGUCCAACGUCUCUGCCAAAAACUACCACAAUGUCUGCUCCUACAACCAGCACAAUCCCUGUUCUCACAUCUGAGACAACUCACUCCCCAUAUGUGACUGUCACUUGCCAGCCACAAUGCACGUGGACCAAGUGGUUUGAUGUGGACUUCCCAUCCCCAGGGCCCCAUGGAGGAGAUGCGGAAACCUUCUGCAACAUCAAGAAAAGAGGAGAGAAAAUCUGCCGCCGGCCUGAAUACAUUGCACAGCUGGAGUGCCGGGCUGAGAGCCACCCUGAGGUCAGCAUCGACAAGCUGGGCCAGGUGGUGCAGUGCAACGUCACCAAGGGGCUGGUGUGCCGGAACCGGGACCAGAAGGGCAAUGUCGGGAUGUGUCUCAACUACGAGGUCCGUGUACUGUGCUGUGAGACCCCAGAGGGGUGUCCUCACACCAAAACUGUCACAGUGUCUCACACCCCAAGUGUGAGCACCAGUAGUCUAAAAGAGACCACCACUCACCUGGUGACAUCCCACUCAACAUCUGUGCCAACAGCCAGCCCAAAAAGUGUGUCAACAACAACCUCAACCUCUAUGCCAACAACAGGCCGAACAUCUGGGCCAGAAACCAGCUCAACCUCCGUGCCAACAACUGCCCCAACCUCUGUGCCAACAACGAGCUCAACUUCUGUGCCUCCAUCCAGCCCAACGUCUGUGCCAAAAACCAGCUCAACCUCUGGGCCAACAACAGGCCCAACAACAGUUCCAACAACCAGUUCAACUACUGUGCCAACGACUGGCCCAACCUCUGUGCCAACAACCAGCUCAACUUCUGUGCCAACAACUGGCCCAACAACAGUUCCAACAACCAGUUCAACUACUGUGCCAACAACUGGCCCAACCUCUGUGCCAACAACGAGCUCAACUUCUGUGCCUCCAUCCAGCCCAACAUCGGUGCCAGAACCCAGCUCAACCUCUGGACCAACAACAGGCUCCACAACAGUUCCAACAACUACCACAACCUCUGUGCCAACAACUGCCCCAACCUCUGUGCCAACAACGAGCUCAACUUCUGUGCCUACAUCCAGCCCAACAACUGUGCCAACAAUGAGCUCAACUUCUGUGCCUCCAUCCAGCCCAACAUCUGUGCCAAAAACCAGCUCAACCUCUGGGCCAACAACAGGCCCAACAACAGUUCCAACAACCAGCUCAACUUCUGUGCCAACAACUGGCCCAACAACAGUUCCGACAACCAGUUCAACUACUGUGCCAACGACUGGCCCAACCUCUGUGCCAACAACGAGCUCAACUUCUGUGCCUCCAUCCAGCCCCACGUCUGUGCCAGAAAGCAGCUCAACCUCUGGGCCAACAACUGGCCCAACAACAGUUCCAACAACCAGUUCAACUACUGUGCCAACAACUGGCCCAAACUCUGUGCCAACAACGAGCUCAACUUCUGUGCCUCCAUCCAGCCCAACAUCGGUGCCAGAACCCAGCUCAACCUCUGGACCAACAACAGGCUCCACAACAGUUCCAACAACUGCCACAACCUCUGUGCCAACAACUGCCCCAACCUCUGUGCCAACAACGAGCUCAACUUCUGUGCCUACAUCCAGCCCAACAACUGUGCCAACAACGAGCUCAACUUCUGUGCCUCCAUCCAGCCCAACAUCUGUGCCAAAAACCAGCUCAACCUCUGGGCCAACAACAGGCCCAACAACAGUUCCAACAACCAGCUCAACUUCUGUGCCAACAACUGGCCCAACAACAGUUCCGACAACCAGUUCAACUACUGUGCCAACGACUGGCCCAACCUCUGUGCCAACAACGAGCUCAACUUCUGUGCCUCCAUCCAGCCCAACGUUUGUGCCAGAAAGCAGCUCAACCUCUGGGCCAACAACCGGCCCAACCACAGUUCCAACAACCAGUUCAACUACUGUGCCAACAACUGGCCCAAACUCUGUGCCAACAACGAGCUCAACUUCUGUGCCUCCAUCCAGCCCAACAUCGGUGCCAGAACCCAGCUCAACCUCUGUGUCUACCACAGCCCCAAGAUCUGUGCCAGCAACCAGCUCAACCCCUAUGUCAACAACCCGCCCAAUACCUGUGCCAACAACUAGGUCAACCUCUGUGCCUACAACCAGCCCCACAUCUGUGUCCACAGUCAGCACCACCUCUGUGCCAAGAAGCAGCUCAAUUUCUGUGCCAAUAACCAGCCCAACCACUGUGCCAACAACCAGCCCAAAGUCUGUGCCAGAAACCAACUCAACCUCUGUGCCAACAACCAGCCCAAUCUCUGUGCCAAAAACCACCAAAACCACUGUGCCAAAAACCAGCCCAACAUCUAUGCCAACGACUAGCUCAACAUCUGUGCCAGCCACCAGUCCAACAUCUGCACCAAAAACCAGCUCAGCCUCUGUGCCAACAACCAGUGCGACCACUGUGCCAACAACCAGCCUCACAUCUCUACCAGCAAGCAGUCCAACGUCUCUGCCAAAAACUACCACAAUGUCUGCUCCUACAACCAGCACAAUCCCUGUUCUCACAUCUGAGACAACUCACUCCCCAUAUGUGACUGUCACUUGCCAGCCACAAUGCACGUGGACCAAGUGGUUUGAUGUGGACUUCCCAUCCCCGGGGCCCCAUGGAGGAGAUGCGGAAACCUUCUGCAACAUCAAGAAAAGAGGAGAGAAAAUCUGCCGCCGGCCUGAAUACAUUGCACAGCUGGAGUGCCGGGCUGAGAGCCACCCUGAGGUCAGCAUCGACAAGCUGGGCCAGGUGGUGCAGUGCAACGUCACCAAGGGGCUGGUGUGCCGGAACCGGGACCAGAAGGGCAAUGUCGGGAUGUGUCUCAACUAUGAGGUCCGUGUGCUGUGCUGUGAGCCCCCAGAGCACUGUGGUCACACCUCUGUGACGCCCCAUGUGACUUCAUCUACCAAUCGCUCGCCUCCUCCUGAAUUUACCUCCGUGGUGUCCACUGUGUCGUUUCCCAGCUCCGUGGCACCAUCCACCACGACAUGCUACUGCAGCGUGUCUGGCAAGCUCUACCCUGCAGGAUCCAUCAUUUACCAACAGACGGACCUCGCUGGUCACUGCUAUUAUGCCAUGUGCAGCCUGGACUGCCAGGUGGUCAGGUGGUCGGACCAGUCCUGCUCCAGCAGCGUGCCACCUCCUGCCCCAACCACCUCCCCACCUGGACCCUCCUUGUCGGCUUCUGUGCCUGUCACUAUGCACGGAUGCCCAAAUGCAAUCCCCCCGAGAAUGAAAGGCGAGACGUGGCCCAUGCCCAACUGCUCUCAAGCCACCUGUCAGGGCAAUGGUGUCAUCACCGUGCACCCACGAUCGUGCCCACAGACACAGCCACCCACCUGCACCAACGGCUUCCCUCCUGUGAAGGUGACGGACCACGAUGACUGCUGCCCGAACUACCAGUGCCAGUGUGUGUGCAGCGGCUGGGGCGACCCCCACUACAUCACCUUCGAUGGCACAUACUACAGCUUCCUGGACAACUGCACCUAUGUGCUGGUGCAGCAGAUCGUGCCCGUGUACGGCCACUUCCGCGUGCUCAUCAACAACUACUUCUGUGGGGCCGAGGAUGGGCUCUCCUGCCCACAGUCCAUCAUUGUCGAGUACCAGCAGGCCCGGGUUGUGAUGACCCGCAAGCCCAUCCUCGGGGUGAUGACCAACGAGAUUAUCUUCAAUGAUCAAGUGGUCAGGCCCGGCUUCCAGAAGGACGGUGUGAGUGUGUCCCAAAUUGGCAUCAAGAUGUAUGUGACCAUCCCUAAACUUGGCGUCCAGGUCAUGUUCUCCGGCCUCAUCUUCUCAGUGGAGGUGCCUUUCAGCAAGUUCGCUAACAACACAGAGGGGCAGUGUGGCACUUGCAGCAACGACAAGAGGGAUGAGUGUCGCCUGCCUGGGGGUGUGGAAGUGGCCUCCUGCUCUGCUAUGUCCAGCCACUGGAGGGUGACCACACCCGACCAGCCGUACUGCUACGGGCCUUUGCCGACACCCACCGCAGCCUGGCCCACGCCCUCGCCCUCCUCGUGCCCGCCUGCGCCAGUCUGCCACCUGAUUCUGAGCAAGGUGUUUGGGCCGUGCCACGCUGUGAUCCCCCCGCUGGCAUUCUACGAAGGCUGUGUGUUCGACCACUGCCACAAGACCGACUCGAACGUGAUGUGCUCCGCCCUGGAGCUGUACGCGUCGCUCUGCGCCUCCCGCGGCGUGUGCAUCGACUGGAGGAGCCACACCAACCACACGUGCCCAUUCACCUGCCCUGCGGACAAGGUGUACCAGCCCUGUGGCCCCUCCAAGCCCUCCUACUGCUAUGGGAGUGACAACACCAGCCUCAUGGCUCUACAGGACUCUGGGCCCAUCACAGAAGGCUGCUUCUGUCCAGAGGGCAUGAAGCUUUUCAGCAGGAGCUCCGAAGUCUGCGUGCCCAUAGACUGCCACAAGUGCCUGGGGCCCCACGGGAAGCCUGUGGAGCCCGGCCACUCCAUCACCGUGGACUGCCAGUGGUGCACGUGUGAGAACCACACGCUGACGAUGAGCUGUCAGAGGCAGCCCUGCCCUCUGCCACCAGCCUGCCCCUUGCCAGGCUUCGUGCCCGUGCCUGCGGCCCCACAGGCUGGCCAGUGCUGUCCUCAGUACAACUGCGCCUGUGACACCAGCUACUGCCCCAAGCCUGUGGCUUGUCCCGAGGGCUCCCGCCCGAUCCUGACCUAUGAGGAGGGCGCCUGCUGUCCGAGCCAGAACUGCAGCUGGAGUGUGUGCAACGUGAACGGCACCUUGUACCAGCCUGGCUCCGUGGUCUCCUCCAGUCUGUGCGAAACCUGCAGGUGUGAGGCACCUGACGGUCCCCACUCGGACACAGUCAUCAUCAGCUGUGAGACCCAGAUUUGCAACACCCACUGCCCCGUGGGCUUCGAGUACCAGCCGCAGAGCGGGCAGUGCUGUGGCCUGUGCGUGCAGCAGGCCUGCGUCGUCAACAGCAGCAACAACUCCACUCACCUCUUCUACCCCGGCCAGUCCUGGCCAGACCCCGGGAACCCCUGCAUGACCCACGAGUGUGAGAAGCACCAGGACGGGCUUGUGGUGGUGACCACGAAGAAGGCGUGUCCCCCCCUCAGCUGUCCUGAGGAACAGGCUCUGCCAAGCAAGGACGGCUGCUGUCUGUCCUGUCCUCUACACCCACCCCACACCAGUUCAACGUGCGCAGUGUACCACGAGCAGCAGGUCAUCAGCCAGCAAGGCUGCAGCUCCCCCGGGCCUGUGCACCUCGCCUACUGCCAGGGCAACUGUGGAGACAGCUCCUCCAGGUACUCCCUGGAGACCAAGGCCAUGAAGCACACCUGCCAGUGCUGCCAGGAGCUGCGCGUGUCACUGAGGAACGUGACCCUGCACUGCGCGGAUGGCUCCAGCUGGGUCUUCAGCUACCCGCAGGUGGAGGAGUGUGGCUGUGUGGGGCAGCACUGCGGCUCAGAGGAGUCCAGGCCUGAGCAGAGUGGCGAGGAGCAGAGCGAGGAGAUAGAGCGCACGGGCUGGCGGAGGAGGCCCAGGACCACAGGCUCCCCCAGCAGACUGACCCGCACCCGUCCUCGGGGCUCCCGCCCACCUUCCUCUGGAAUUCAAGGAUAAGACCAUCCCAUCCCAUUUCCUACAACCUUGGCUCCAGGGGCCUGAGCCCUGGUCCAGGUGGCCCGAGACCAGGAUGCCCUGCCCACCCACCUCUUCCCUCCCAGGGUCCACUUGGCCCUUGGACGAGUGCUGGUGUCCAACCUGCAGCCUCUGCUCAGGACCAGCCUGGGGUGCAUGGGCUCCUCUUGCCGCGGGUCCAGCCCACUCUUCCCAGGACUGAAGUUCCACAUAAGGGUCCUAUCAGUGACGGUCACUUGGACUCGGUGCCGGUGGUUUGGCCGGCCACCAGGAGGCACGGUUUCAGCCCUGGGCCUCAGGAAAUGACCAACUGGAUUGACAAAUACACUUGGAGCAUUUUGCAA
Canis lupus familiaris (dog) is the source of this 15888-nucleotide messenger RNA. It is a transcript of the gene MUC5AC, whose product is annotated as mucin 5AC, oligomeric mucus/gel-forming. Gene Ontology annotation, molecular function: protein binding. The record is from RefSeq and is a predicted model, not a curated record. Lineage: Eukaryota; Metazoa; Chordata; Mammalia; Carnivora; Canidae. Gene Ontology annotation, cellular component: extracellular matrix.